This is a messenger RNA of Aethina tumida (small hive beetle), 1336 nucleotides long. RefSeq names its product snake venom serine protease homolog rhinocerase 3-like. The transcript has 3 exons. The record is from RefSeq and is a predicted model, not a curated record. NCBI's taxonomy places the organism in Eukaryota, Metazoa, Arthropoda, Insecta, Coleoptera, Nitidulidae. Gene Ontology annotation, molecular function: serine-type endopeptidase activity. Gene Ontology annotation, biological process: proteolysis. The coding region runs from base 317 to 1129 and encodes 270 amino acids.
UUUACCAAUUUAAAAUGCACUGUCAAAAAACCUUGAAAUUGACAAUAUGAUUACUGUUUGUCAAUUUUGGUGUGCCUUGAGUAUAUUAUUAACAUUGAUUGCCAUUAAUUGCUUGUUACUUAUAUUAGUUUUGAUACAUUCAGCUAAAUUGUACAGAGUACUCGAAGACUUUGAAUAUGCUGUCACUCCACAAUUGACUUUUACUGGUCCAAAUUUAUCAAAGGCAGAAGACAACGUGACAUAUAUUGGUUUAUUAAGCAAUAUUACCGUUUGAAAUUAUCAAUUUAACGUCAAUUUAAAUUUAUGUUCGGUUAAAAUGACUUCCAUUUCAUACAUGGCCCUUCUGUUCCUCAUCAUAGUGGUAGUUGAUUGCAUGCUGUUGAGCAUGAACGCAAUGUAUUUGUGUCAUUUUACCAAAAAGUUGAAAAAUAAUUCGGAGACCGACGAGAAUCAACAGCGUGUCAACAAACGAUCAACUAAAAUCGAAAACGACAAGAUUUUUAUUGCUGGUGUCAUCAGACGUGUUGGCAAAGAGGAUCAUCUGCUUUGUGAAAGUUCAAUCAUCAGCAAGUACUGGACUCUCACCGUCUCAACUUGUGUUGACUUAAUUUCGGACCAUUUUGAUAAUAAUGACAAAAACAUUUAUAUCAGUGCAGGUUUCGUUAAUUGGAAGAACGGCUAUAGACACAACAUAAAAGAGUUUCAAAAAUAUUUUAAUGGUAAGGAUGCAGUGGCGAUGAUCAAAGUUAAAAAUCCCUUUGAAUAUGGGACUGAGAGUCCUAUAAAAAUCAAUAGGAAUGCACUUGAUGUUUCAAAAGGUCUUCAUGUAUUCGGAUGGAGUUAUUACAGAUCCUUUCAGUUAUCACCCUCGGUUAAGAUCAUAGAUAAACACAACUGCGAAGAGAGACUGAUUAAUUAUUUCGGUAAUCGGAGCACAAGUACGGUGUCAGAUACACAGUUCUGUAUAAACGGCUGCCAAUUUAACAUUGGAAGCCCGAUUGUCAGUGAUGGACUUCUUGUCGGCAUAGCACAGAAGCACAAUUUACGAUGUUCGCAAGCUUUAAUACCUGGUGUGUAUGUUAAUGUAAGCAAGUUUGUGAAUUGGAUUGACAAUGUUGUAGUGGAAUAAAUUAGAUGUUAUAAUUAGAUAAUUUGGCGCCCAACUUUUUUAUAUGUACACGUUGGGCGCCAAAUUUUAGCAAAUUUGUCACUUUUGACUUAGUAUGGUCAUGAGCAAUCUGUUACGAGAUUACGAUUUUCUUAUCUAUUACCAUUUGCCAAUAUUUUAUUUAUUGUCAUCGAUUAGGAUUUCCGAUAAUAAGAUAAUGAAAUGAGA